Messenger RNA from Brassica napus (rape), 763 nucleotides. RefSeq lists its product as uncharacterized. Bases 135 to 569 code for a protein of 144 amino acids. The record is from RefSeq and is a predicted model, not a curated record. Gene Ontology annotation, cellular component: nucleus; mitochondrion. Gene Ontology annotation, biological process: mitochondrion organization. The transcript is spliced from 5 exons. NCBI's taxonomy places the organism in Eukaryota, Viridiplantae, Streptophyta, Magnoliopsida, Brassicales, Brassicaceae.
GUCUCGCCCUCAUCUGAUAUUUGCUGUCUUCCUCUUUUAAAAUACGUUUUCUCAGGGUUUCUAGCGCGUCAAGUUUCGUUUCGCCCUGCUGAUAAUAAGCCCUUCACUUGUUCGACGCCUAAGUUUAUCCCAAAAUGCCUCGACGCAGCUCCGGUGGUGGUUACCGCGCUCGCCCCGCACCAGCACGCCCUGCACCAGCACGUGCACGCAGCCCGCCUCCUCCUCAAACUGUGAAACAUGCUCCUCCUCCAGCAACAGCUCAGCCUCAGCGUAGUGCUAUUGGCUCUACCAUAGCUGAUGGUAUGACUUGGGGUGCUGGGAAUGCAAUUGGUCACAGGGUUGUGGAUGCUAUCAUGGGACCAAGAACCAUUAAGCAUGAAACCGUUGUUUCUGAGGCUGCCCCUGCUUCCCCUGUUGCCAACAGCAUGGCCUCUGCUUCUUGUGACACUCAGUCCAAGGCUUUCCAGGAAUGUGUCAACAAUUAUGGAAGCGACAUCAGCAAGUGCCAGUUCUACAUGGACAUGCUCACGGAAUGCAAGAAGAAUUCGGGUUCCAUGAUGGCUGCUUAAGUGCCAUCUACUAUCGUUAUCUGCAAUAAAUAAAAAAAAGCGAAAGUUUAUGAAGAAGAGUUUGUUCUCUCUGGUGUCUUUGAUAACCAGAAGUUUAAAGUCUAGUAGUUUUUCUUAUUUUGUAAGAUGUGGUGAUCUCCUAUGUUGACGAACCUUUCUCUAUGGAAUAGUAAUCAUAAGCUAAUUGAGAUCUA